AUGAAGACCACAUCCUGGUCGCUCGCUUUUGCGGCGGGCGCUGCGGCAACCGCACCUCCUACCUACGGCGACGACAACUCCGCUCCCCCAGCCUACGGAUGGAGCUCUGAAGCCGCACCGGAGUCGUCGAGCGCGCCGGCUGCGUACUCGUCCAUUUACGCCUCGAGCAGUGCCGGAGCCUACUCUUCUUCGGCGGUCCCAUCAGUCUACCCAUCCAGCUCGUCCGGAUAUGCCGUGUCGUCUUCCGCCUCCGCCUCCUUCUCGGGCCCGGCUUGCACCACAACAUACACCAGCACCUGCGAAGAGACGUCGACGUUGAUCUACCGCAGCUCGACGGAAUAUGAGCCAUACAAGGUCACCCACACUUUGACCACAACGAUGGAGGGAGAGUGCCCGUCUUCGAUGCCCGUGUACGGGUCUUCCUCGGCGGGUGCGAUCUCUUCGUCCGAGUCGGUUCCAGUCUACCCUGCGUCCUCUUCGGCGACUGCUGUCUACCCGUCAGGCUCCGCUCCAGCUUCGCCUGAGAGCUCCUUGGUGCCUAGCGAAUACUCGUCGAUGGUCGUCCCAGUUUCGCCUGAAUCUUCUUCGCCAGCUGGCUACCCGAGCGGUGGCCACCCAAGCAUGGUCGUGGUUACGAACACGGUCACGAACACGAAAUACGUCUGCCCGUGCGAGACCACCCCAGAGCCAACCCGCACUCCAGGUGAGGUCUACGUUACCUCGUUCACCACGGAGUACGAGACCACUUGCCCUGGAGGCGAUGGCGAGACUGCCACUUUCACCUACGGCGACUGGACUUCGAUCUACACCAAGUACAGCAUGACCACGUACACCGACACGAUCACGUCGACUGUCACCGAGCCAGAGUACCCGGCUUCGUCGGGCCCCGCUGUCUACCCGAGCGGUUCUUCUGGAUCCCCAGAGGUGCCCUCCGCUUCCGGCCCUGCGGCUUACCCAAGCGCAAGCGGCUCUUCUGGAGCACCUGCGUCUUCGGAGGGCUGGGGCUACCCUGGAGCUUCGUCUUCGGCGUCUGGACCUGCUGGAUACCCAAGUGCAAGCGGUUCGUCGUCUGCCUCUGCUCCAGGAGACUACGGCAGUGUCUCUGAGUCUGCAUCUGCCUCGCUUCCACCUUACCCCUAUGGCUCGUCGUCGUCGUCUGGCGUCGCUUACCCAACUGGCACAAGUUAUUCUUCUUCGUCCUACUCUCUGAUCCCCACUGGCAGCUCCAGCUCAGCUGCGCCAACCGGUACGGGUGCUUGCGUUCCUUGCGAGGGCCAGCCCGGCAACGACCCAGAGAAGUGGUGCGGCUACGACAUCAACGACAACUGGUACGCUGUGACCCCCAAGACCUGCAGGACUGUCGAGUACUUCUGGACCAUCAAGAACGAGACCAUCUCUCCUGACGGUGUCCCACGUAUGGGUCUCGUAAUCGAAGGCGGCAUGCCCGGCCCACUCAUCGAAGCCAACUGGGGUGACGAGGUCAUUGUCCACCUUACCAACGGCCUCGACAUUGAGGGCUUGAACGGCACUUCGCUCCAUUUCCACGGUAUCCGCCAGAACCACACCAACGAGAUGGACGGUGUGUCUUCCAUCACUCAGUGCCCGAUCGCCCCCGGCCACAGCAUGACCUACAAGUGGACUGCAACCAGCUACGGUACCUCGUGGUGGCACUCGCACUACGCCCUUCAGCUCUACGAGGGUAUCUGGGGUCCCAUGAUCAUCCACGGCCCGGCCUCUGCUGAGUACGAUGACGAGCAGUUUGUUGCCCUUCAGGACUGGAACCACAUCCCUGUUGACACCCUCUUCAAGCCAUCUGAGAUCAUCACCAGCCCGUCCAGCGGCCCGCAGACUUUGGACACUGGUCUCAUCAACGGUAUGAACGUCUGGGAAGGUGCUGGCAAGCGCUUCGAAAUGACCGUUCAGUCCGGUAAGAGCUACCGCCUGCGCCUUCUCAACAGCGCCAUCCAGUCGACCUUCGUCUUCUACGUUGACCAGCACGAGCUUGAGGUCAUUGCUAUGGAUUUGGUCCCGAUCACUCCAUACAGCACCAACAUGGUCGUCAUCAACAUCGGUCAGCGUUACGACUUGAUCCUCAAAGCCAACCAGCCAUCUGCCGACUACUGGAUGCGCUCCGACAACCAGCAGCCAUGCGGUCAGCUCAAGAACCUCGACAUCAAGGGUAUCGUCCACUACGCCGAUGGCCCGAUGGCCGAGCCCACCUCGGAGGGCUACGGAUACGCGCCCACCUGCCUUGACGAGCCACUCGACAAGCUCGUGCCCAUCGUCCCAUGGGACGCCGGUGCGGUCGACCAGACCAUCAGCGAGGCCGCUGUCAUCGGCCCGUACCCAGGCACCAACCUCUUCAAGUGGACUCUCUCCGGCACGACCUUCUUCUCCGAGUGGGAGCACCCAACCCUCAAGCAGAUCUACGAAGACGGCACCGUCCCCGACACCUCCGGCAACCUCGCCAUCGAGGUACCAGAGCUCCACGAAUGGGUCUACAUCAUCAUCCAGACGCCCAUCCCGUUGCCCCACCCCAUCCAUCUUCACGGCCACGACUUCCUGAUCCUCGCGCAAGGUCUCGGCCAGUACUCCGACUCCGUCGCUCUUAACCUCAAGAGCCCGCCGCGUCGUGACACUGCCGUCAUGCCUGCUGACCCUACCCAGGGCCAGCCAGGUUACCUUGUCCUGGCUUUCCAGACGUCCAACCCGGGUGUUUGGCUCCUGCAUUGCCACAUUGGCUGGCACAACGCCAUGGGCUUCGCGCUCCAGAUCAUCGAGAACCUCGAGGGCAUCGCCGACACCAUCAAGUACGGCGGCCAGAUCGAAGACACCUGCUCCGCCUGGUCCGAGUACGCCGCCGCGUACAACAUCGUCACCGAGGACUCCGGCGUCUAA
Saxophila tyrrhenica is the source of this 2898-nucleotide messenger RNA. RefSeq lists its product as uncharacterized. The record is from RefSeq and is a predicted model, not a curated record. Lineage: Eukaryota; Fungi; Ascomycota; Dothideomycetes; Mycosphaerellales; Extremaceae. The transcript has 2 exons. Gene Ontology annotation, molecular function: copper ion binding; oxidoreductase activity. The coding region runs from base 1 to 2898 and encodes 965 amino acids.